Molecule: messenger RNA, 481 nt
Organism: Aspergillus piperis CBS 112811
Lineage: Eukaryota; Fungi; Ascomycota; Eurotiomycetes; Eurotiales; Aspergillaceae
Exons: 1
Coding region: 84-350 (88 amino acids)
Source: RefSeq, a predicted model, not a curated record
CACAGCAUCACUCUACAUAGUCACUGCUGUUCAACACAAGCGAUGAGACUCGGCGUCUUCAGGACGUGUCAAGUUCUCCUUUCAUGGGGACCAUGUCGAUAAUGUCCCCAAUAGAUCAAUUCCGACGGAUGCUUUUUCCUAGCCUAACGAGAUGUUUCCAAAAUGCAAGGCGAGCCGAGGCGAAGGGCAGAUCGUUCACAAAUCGUUUGAAUCGUCAUCAGCCGCAGUCGUGGCAAGGGAGCGGACAGGUCCGACUCGGAAGGAAACUCCCUCCUGUAUUCGUGGAUGAGCCUGCAUUUGUCCCUUUCCCUUUACUUUCUGUGUUCUGUUUCUCGCUAAUCGCUAUCUAAUUGGUUAUUGUCUUCCAAGUCCUUAGUAAGGGAUAUCGCCGAGAACUAUGCAGCAUUAUUGUUUGAUAACUCCUUCUCUCCUGUAUUAACGUUAGUAGAAAUAUGUUAGUUUCGCUCGAAUUGAUCCCUUC